Messenger RNA from Carassius auratus (goldfish), 5678 nucleotides. Its product is annotated as beta/gamma crystallin domain-containing protein 3. Lineage: Eukaryota; Metazoa; Chordata; Actinopteri; Cypriniformes; Cyprinidae. Gene Ontology annotation, molecular function: structural constituent of eye lens. The transcript has 22 exons. Bases 207 to 5198 code for a protein of 1663 amino acids. Gene Ontology annotation, biological process: lens development in camera-type eye; visual perception. The record is from RefSeq and is a predicted model, not a curated record.
UUCUCUCUUCUACUGUAUCUGUCGCAGAUCUGUGCUCGGAUCCUGUCAGGAAUAUUCUUCUGCUUCUCGCAUGAGUUGAUGAUUGACGGAGACUCCUCCCAAACAAACUUCCUCUAACUCUCGUCUGAAGUGUGUGUGGAGAUCCGAGCUCGAUCGGAAGUUGUCUUCGGCCUCGACUCUCGGAUGUUAGGUUCGGCAGUGUCCACAUGAUGUCCGAUCUGAAGAGGCAGAUGUCCUGGCACGAGGAUUUCGCCAGAAACCUCUCCAGAUUCUUUUCCAGAAAUAAAUCCGCGGACAGCGAGGGGAAUGGAAGUGAGGUCAGAGAGGCUGAUGGGUCGGCAGUGUCCUGCAGCUCUGAGCGAGAUCCUGAUCAAACACCUGAGAAGCUCCUGGACCCAGCACAGGAAGAUCCGUCACAGGAGUCGCAGUCGUCUGACGUCCCGGACGGAAACACAGCGUCACAGACGGAGGACGGAUCUGGAGGGGAUGCCAGGGACUCGGCUCCUUCAAGCUCCACUGUGCCCCCUGCUGAUGGCUUCCUCAGACGCCUGGGAAGCCUGUUUCAUUUCAGCCGGACAGAACCGGCCGGAGCCCAGCGAGAGAGACGGAGCGAUGCGGACAGCAGCAGUCUGACUACAACACAGAGAGACACGCAAACAAGCGCAGAGACCCUGGAGAGCAGAGGAGGGGCAGAACCACGUGAUCCAGCACUGACCGCAGAGACAUCCCUGUGUCAUUCAGAGCACACACACACACCUUCGGAGGAGCAGUCUGAGGAGGACAGACGUGAUGCUGUAAACAUCGAUGCCAAAGAGAGCUUGGAGGACAGGAGACGGUUUGAUCUAGCCUGUCCUCCUGUAGUGACUUACGGCACGUACCGUGGAUCGAGGGAAGUCCGGAAACCAAAGAAGAAGCAUCGGGUCGAACUUCAUUCGCCCAUCUCUGAGGGAGAAGAGGCUACACAACCCGACGGCCAUGAGGACAGUGAGAUCUCCUCGUGUGCUGUAAACACCAUGAGCACUGAGAGUCAGGAAUAUCCCACAGCUGUGAAUCAAGCAUCUCCUUCCCAGGACACGUUGGCUCAGAGUGUCUUAUCAGACCGGGUUCCAGCUGUUGAAUCUGAACUAACUCCAUCCCAAACACAUCCUCAUCCAAAGGAUCCAGUGAACAGAGGACAGGUGCAUCUCGCUCUGAGCUCUACGCCACAGACGCUAUCAGAGGACAACGCUGAUCUGACCGCUUCAGACACCAACACAGACCAUCACCAAACUCAGAGCUCAGAGCCAGCUUUAACUGUAGACAGAACAGAUGAUCUAGUCCCUGGCUCUCAGGCGUGCUGGACCCUGGAGGAGUUUGAGCUGAAACAGACUGUGGUGGAUUUUGGGAUGGAUGACAAAGUUCUGCAAUUGGAGUCUAAAAAGAUGGUGGAUAGCAUCCUGACAAAUGCCCUCGCUGCCCUGCAUAAGAUGGAAGCGUCCGAGACGGAGCAUGAGGUCAUGUUGACCUGUGACCCUAACAAAGGCUCGGAGGCGGUGCUGUGUGAAGGGUCAGAAGGCUGUGGAGAUGGAGGCACUAAUGCAGAGCGUCAGUUUGGUGUGGUGUUGACGGACCAGGUGCUGUCUGCUGUUCUGGAGGAAACGCUAGCAGGGAGUUGUAGCCUUGUGGACUGCAGCAGGUCCCCGCCCUCCUCAGGAUACGAGUCCAUCGCUGGCUCCGACACGGACAUCAGGUGCGUUGUGGGCGUGGCCUCUGACGUCACCACUGCCAGCGCUCCAGUCGGAUCUCAGAAUGAGAAUCAGGAUGCUCUGGAAUAUCUCUUUGAAGAAAAGAAUUUGGAUGGAACCGCGUCCCGUAAGAGCAGCGGGAGAAACUCUGUGCUCAGUGCUGCUGCUGAUGAGCCAUUAUCCCCUAAUCUCCACAGUCUCCAUAAAACAGACAUCAAGCUCUUGUCAGAGGAGUCUCUCUGGCGGGAGCAGCACACGCGUGAUGUUUCCGUAUGUGAAGCGGAGUGGGUAAGAGGGGAAAAGAGACCUCAGGGUACAGCCAAAGACAAUGCAAUGAGCAAUAACUGUCAACUCAGCCUGAAUGGUUCCAGUGGCACUUCUGGCACGGCUCCAUCAGCACAUCAGGAGAGUCUUCAACAAAGCCAAACUCUCAGUGUAAUGGGGAAGUCAGACCCCGUUAGCCACAGUCUUGUAUCUGACACAGCGGAUGCAGAUAUGAUGUCAGAGAUCACACAAAGCCAUACUCCUGAGAAGACAGAAUGCAGUGAUGAGCAGGAACAGAUCUGCCGAGUCUCUCAGGCUGGAAUAGAUUCACGUGUCCUGCCAUCCGUGACUGAAGUGGACCAUCCUUCUCAGUGGGCCACGGUCCAAGCGUUUCGCUGCGAUGUCACCGACGACCAAAGCCUGAGCCCUGCUACACUCAAGGAGCAUUUCAGCGUGAACCAAGCAGAUGCUGGAACGUCACUCGUGUCAGUUUCAGGUCGUAGAAUUCACCUUGACCCUGUGGACAGCUCCAGCAGGACCGCAGCUGUCGUUCCCCAACACUCCCGCUCUCACGAUCUUGACCUCCACCAGCUCGACGGAGGCUUCGCCAUCAUCAGUGAGGAGGAAGAAAGUGACAUGGUGUUCGUGAACGACAUGGGGCCCAUUCACAGUCCCAGCACACGUCGAGCCAAAGCAUACCCCUUCUCCCUGUCUCCUAUCUACGAGGAGGAGUUCGGCCGAGAGGAGGCUUCAGGGCAGCAGACUCUGCAGGUUCCUCCAGUGACAGAAGAGGAGCAGAGGAGCGUGGAGCAGCCGGCCUCGUCCAUCCUUUCCCUCCUGCAGUCAGUCAGCGAGAAGCUUCAAUCCAGUGUGGUCUACAGUUCAGUCGAGCAGUCCGUCCAUGCAGCGCCGAGCCGAGAUGACAGUGAGGACGAUGAUGAGGACUCCAGCAUCCCACAGAGCCGCCAGCUCAUUGAGGCCAAACCUGAGCAUGAGACUGCUCAUGACACUCCGGAUAGAAUACAGGAGGAACGGGAAUGUGAUGGCACACUGUUAAAUAUUGGGAAGAACACCAAUACACCUUUUUAUCAGUACUUGAAAUCUGGAAUACUGCCAUCAGGUGAUGAAGAACCGGAAGACUCUAAACAGAUUGUGUGUCGUAGUGCAGGCAACACGACGGUCACGGGAGAGAUCGGAGGGUUCGGAAAGGUCAACGCUAGACCUGCAGCAGUGCUGGUCUACGAGAGUCAGUCUCUGAGCGCUCAGAGGAGAGACAUCUGUGAUGACGUGGAGGAUGCUGGGAGGGAUCUGUUUGCUCACAGAGGAACGCUUCACGCGCUGAGAGGAUGUUGGCUGCUGUAUGUGGACUCGUGGUUCCGUGGCUCAUGUGUUCUUCUGGAGGAGGGUCAGACUGUGACCAGCGGAGGAUCUCAGCAGGACCUGAAGGAGACCAGUGAGCCCUGCAGGACUGAUGUCAGUGACGCGCUGACGGUGGGCUCCAUCAGGACGCUGCUGAAGGAUGGCAGUGUUCCAGAGAUCCAUCUGUAUCCCAGCUCGUCUCAGACGGUCCGUCUUCAUUCUGCAUCAGACCUGACCGGUGCUCCGGUGCUCCUCUCUGACCUCUGCGUCAGGACCGGAUGCUGGUUGGUUUAUGAGCAGCCUGGAUUCAGCGGCAGAUCCGCCGUUCUGGAAACUGACGGGAGAGUCACGCCGCUUCUCCAGAAUUCCCUCCUGUCCUGCGUCAAGAGUCUCCGGCCGUUAGCAAUGGGUGGGCUGCAGGUGAGCAGACCGCUGGACCCGAAGGUGGUGGUGUUUGAGAAGCCGUGGUUCCAGGGUGGGUUCAGGGAGCUGCUGGAUCACGCUCCCCGUCUGACGAACACCGCGGCGUCUCUGCGGGUCACGGGUGGGAUAUGGGUGGCGUUCUCCAGUGAAGGGUUCAGAGGUCAUCAGUGUGUGCUGGAGGAGGGUGAAUACACAGACUGUUCUCGUCUGUUCGGCGGGACGGAGCGGUGGAUCCAGUCGCUGCGCUGCGUUCAGACCGAUUUCCUGGAGCCGGCUGUGACUCUGAAGAUGUCUGAUGAGGACAUGGAUGUUCAUCAGGAGAUCCCUGAUCUGCAGGAGAUCCACGGCCUCUGUGUGAAGAGCGGAGCGUGGGUUGCGUACAGCGAGAGGUGUUUCACUGGACAGCAGUAUGUUCUAGAGAAAGGUCAUUAUCCGGGGCUGCUGGACUGGGGUGAUGGACGGAGCUCAGCGCGGUCACUGCGGCCCAUUCACAGGGAAGUCUGUCGGAUCGCGGAACCAAAGUUUUUGCUGCGUGUUUACUGCCAGACGCAGUACAGCGGCCAGAGCCGAGAGUUUGAGAGCGGCGUUCCUGACUGUGCUGUUCCUGGUGUGGCGUCACUGAGGGUGAUCCGAGGAAGUUGGCUGCUGUUCGAUGAGGAGUGUUACUCUGGUAACCAGUAUAUCCUGGGGGAGGGGCAUUACCCUGAUCUCACUUCCUGUGGCUGCACAUCCACAGCCAUUAAGUCUUUGAAGCCCAUUCCAUACAGUUUCGCCGAGCCGUCCGUGAGUGUCUUCUCUCUCAGCGGUUUCGAAGGCCUUGAGGAUUCCUUGUGUUCAGACGCGGAGGAUAUGAGCCACUUCUUCAUCCAGUCUGUGAGAGUCCACAGCGGCCUGUGGGUGGCGUAUGAAUACGCUCGCUUCAGGGGCCGGCAGAUGCUGCUGCAGCCGGGAGGAUAUGCGCUUUGGGCCGAACACAGCGGCUGGGACACAAUUGGAUCGUUGAAGCCUCUCAGACAGCCCAAAGCGUACAUCCAGCUGCGGAGCCGAGCUCGGGGUUCAGUCCUCACCAGCGAGAACCUUCCAGACGGAUCCUUUCCAGCCAAACUCUUCCUGAGUCCCGCUGACCGCUCGCUGGACACACAGCGCUGGAUCUUCACCCACGGCCUCCUGAAGAACACGGCGCGGAGGGGCUGUCUGUCUGUGAUCGGUGCGAAGGCCUGUGCCGGAGCCCCAGUGGCAUUAUGGGAAGAGCACGGGCGCAUCAACCAGCGCUGGAGUCUGAAUGAGGACGGGAGCAUCUGCUCUCAUCUGAACCGCAGCCUGGUGCUGGACCUCAGAGGUGGAUGUGGUCCGGACAGAGAUCAUCUGAUUCUGAGUCCUCUUCACGCUGAUAGCGCCACUCAAACCUGGGACAUCGACGUGCUGUGAUGCACAGAAACACACGUGAUAUCAGGGACUGAAGCCAAAUCAAAGCCAAUCCUUCAGAUUCAGCUACUCACCUACAAGCCAAUAAUCGAUUCUGGGCCCUUUUGCUGGAAAAGACAGUCUAGCACUGUUUGAAACUGCUCUGUGACUGUGGAGGAACGAGCCUGUGUGUGUGUUUUUAUCUUGUUCAGCGCACUUGCACUAGCAGAAACCUCACAUGCGUUCUGCAGAUGUUUCAGAUGAAGUCAUGCUUCAAUCCUCCUGAAAGUGUCCCAGAGAGCUCUUCUGAUGGAGCUGUAGCAUCACGAAAGCGUUCAGAUGGUCUACGCUAAAGCUAGUCAUUUCACUGGAGUCCUUCAGGAACACUAAUGUGUGUUUCGAGUCAGCCGUGAAUGCACCACAAACAUAUAAUGUGUACGGCGACGCUUAUAAGCAGCAUUUUUUAAAAGAAUCUCAACAAUAAAUCUAAACCGUAAAAAUGCA